Messenger RNA from Pedinophyceae sp. YPF-701, 846 nucleotides. The record is from the annotation of a GenBank genome assembly. NCBI's taxonomy places the organism in Eukaryota, Viridiplantae, Chlorophyta, Pedinophyceae.
AUGCCGGCUCAUGGCCGCGAGUCGACAGAGGCGGUGAUGGCGGGCAGCCUUUGGUCGUCCGCGGGUGACAUGGGGGCGCGCGUGCGCGCCCGCACGGACUCGAGCUGCACCGAGUACCUGCAGUCCGCGAGCACGGUGGACACGCCGAAGACGUCGUUCCAGGGCGGGCGGGACAAGACGAACUUCAACGAGCUGCGGAGCGCGCGCGACUUCCACGUGCACGGCGUCGUGAGCAAGUGCAGCUCCGUGGCGCUCGCGGCCGCGCGCAAGCGGGGCCCCUUCAAGUCCUGGGCCCACGUCCGCAAGUGCGGCGUCCUCGACGAGGCGCGGAUCCUCGCGCUCCAACGCCGCUUCAUCCUCUACCGCCCCGGGACGCCGCCGCCGCCGGACGUGAACGUCGCCACGGUGCACGAAAUCAAGACCGCGCUCGCGGACCUGCACGGCCGGCUCAACGUCGCCGAGGCGGUCGUCGCGAAUCGUGUCCUGCACGGCGACUAUGAGAGCUGGUUCGAUCUGCAACGGAGGCUCGACGAGCACGCCGCGCUCGGCGCGCAGCCGCGGAUCCGCGCGUUCGGCGCGAAGAAGCUCGAGCGGCUCCAGGCGCGCUUCGUCCUGCGCCCCCCGCCGCUCCCGGAGGAGGCGGGCCCCGCGGGCACCCACCCGCGCGUGAGCGAGGUGAGCUCGAUGCGGAGCAUGCUGUCGGACCACCGGCAGUUCCUCGCGAAGCAGACGUCGAUGCGGGUCGCGAAGCCGGCGUCGGUGGCGCGCCUCGGCCGCGAGGCGAGCAGCUCACCAAAGGCCAAGGUUGGGUUCUGGUCGUCCUGCUUCGGCCUGCACGGCGCGUGA